This is a messenger RNA of Moneuplotes crassus, 1332 nucleotides long. NCBI's taxonomy places the organism in Eukaryota, Ciliophora, Spirotrichea, Euplotida, Euplotidae. The record is from the annotation of a GenBank genome assembly.
AGAACAUGGGAAUAUUCUCUAGUUGUUGCCUUUAUAGACAAAAAGAUCAUGUAGACCUCAGAGAAAGAUAUCGAGAACAAAUAAAAGAGUCAGAGGAAGAAAAAUUUGAUAGCUUUCUGAGACAAAAUAAAUUUUCUGAGCAUUCUCAUUGUAGUAGCCAAGAAAGAACCUUUGAUGAAGAUGACUCUAAGAUUCAAUGGGAAUUUAAAGAUGAUAGUUCUGAUGACUAAGAUUAUGAAAUUAAGUUGAAGGACAUGGAUCAUAAAGAAAGGGAAUUUGAGAGCACUGUAGGUACACAAGAAGAAUGAAGAUUUUUGAAAGAAGCAAAGGAAGAAUAUGAGAAUAAAGGUAUAAUAAACGAGGGAUCUGAUUGAUUCAUCAAUGCUUCACUUUAGGCUCUGCUUUCAAUUCCUGAAUUUGUAAAAUAUUUUUGUGGCAAUAAUGUCAAUAUUAUUCGAGAUAAUUUGGAAUUAAGCACUUAUUUUGAUGAAGUUGAAAGAAAUGACAAAAGAUACUCAUCAAGAUUAAGACAGUUUAUGCUUGAAUAUUUCUCUCACCAACCAGGGCCUGUAAAUAAUGAAAGAUUCAGAGCACUGUUUGAUGGAGAGUAUCCUUCUUGAGAGCAGAAUGAAUCUUUGCAAUUUCUUAUGCGUUUGUUUGAAUUACUUCAAUCUUAGAAUGAUCCCAAAUGGCAAAAAUUUUGAUCUUCUGAUUACAAUGAUGAUAAGGAGGCCUGAGAAGGGUAUAAAAACAAUAACACUUCCAUCGUUGAUGAGUUGUUCGUAGGAAUUUAUAAAACAACCUCUGAGUGUAAAGUUUGAAAGACAGGAGUUGAAGCAUACAAAGAAUUUAAGAGCUAUCCAUUAGAAUGCUAUUCUAAGAAAGGAAAGAAAAAUUUCCACCAUUUCUUCGAAGAACUUGGAGCUGAACACUUUCAGAUGAUGUGUAAAGUCUGAAAUGAAGUAAAAGAUUGCAAAACUGCCAAGAAAAUCAUUAGAUAUCCCAAAUACCUCAUUCUUACCUUCCAGAGAUUAGAUACUUCUAUGAAUAAAAACAUUACUGCUAUGAUGGAUUUCCCUGCAAAAUUCACGGUUGAAUCCCCAGAUAACAACCACAUCACCUUCUCUCUUCACAGCUAUAUCCUUCACUCUGGAACCCUCAAUUCCAGCCACUACACAGCCAUGUGCAAAAGAGGGUCCUCCUGGUUCCACUUCAACGACUGCCAAGUCACAAAAAUCUCAAAGGAGGAAGUUCAUAAUCCCAAUGCAUACAUUCUGUUCUACAAGCAAGAAGAAUAACAGAGAGUUCAUGAUUCCAAUUCUUGAUUUCAAC